ACCUUUGGAAUCCAACCGCUCCUGACGAUAGCUCAGAUUCCCAGAUCGCCCCCAAAAGUCCAAAAAACAUAAAAAUAAUAAUAAUAAAAUAAAAUAAAAUAAAAACAUCUGCGUAUAAAUCUUGUUUCCAACAGUUGUUGUUCUCACUGAGAUCACCGCGGUCUUCCUCGUUCAAUCAAAGCAGAAAAUGGAGGGGUCUGUUUUCACUCCUGCAUUGGAAGGAAUUAAGCUCGCAAAGUCAGAACAAGGAGAAAUUCUGACCCAACCUUUCUUGGAUGCUUGCAAACAUAUACUGCCUGUUAUAGAUAAGUUUGGAGCAGCUAUGACCCUUGUUAAAUCUGACAUAGGGGGUAACAUAUCGAGAUUGGAAUCUAAAUAUUCCUCCAAUCCAACCAGAUUUAACUACCUGUACAGUUUGGUACAAGCGGAGGUUGAAACUAAAACGACUAAGUCGUCAUCCAGUUGUACCAAUGGACUUCUUUGGCUUACAAGGGCAAUGGAUUUCUUGGUGGCGUUGUUCCAAAACUUAAUUGAGCAUGCAGAUUGGUCAAUGUCACAAGCCUGUACAGAUUCCUAUAACAAGACUCUAAAGAAGUGGCAUGGCUGGCUUGCUAGUUCAAGCUUCACUGUAGCAAUGAAGCUUGCUCCUGAUAGGAAGAAAUUCAUGGAGGUGAUACAAGGCACUGCCGAUAUCACUGCUGAUAUAGAGAAAUUUUGUACUGACUUUUCUCCUCUCCUUGAAGAGAAUCACAAAUUUCUGGCUCGAUUGGGCUUGGAUGACAUGAAGGCUUCAUGAAACAUGGUUUCAAGAUCAGAAGUCUUUUGAUGAACUCCUCUUUGAUUGUGCCCCGUAUUUUAUGUUGAGUCUUUAAACUCCAUGCUUCUGUAUUGGCAACAAUCAACAUGAUAAACAAUCACUGACUUAAUCAUGUACGCAAAUUACUUGUUUUCUGCAUGGUGGUAUAGAAUCUUGGGACUUUGAUGUGGUUAGUCUGUAUUUAACCAAGAUAAUUUUUGCUUGUUAAUUCCUCAAAGGCUGUUCUGCAUUUAUUAUAGAAUUAUUCAACGUGUUGCUGUGCAUUUGUUUCACUUUUUUGUGAUCAUUU
Molecule: messenger RNA, 1106 nt
Organism: Abrus precatorius (Indian licorice)
Lineage: Eukaryota; Viridiplantae; Streptophyta; Magnoliopsida; Fabales; Fabaceae
Product: glycolipid transfer protein 1-like
Exons: 7
Coding region: 188-796 (202 amino acids)
Biological process (GO): intermembrane lipid transfer; ceramide transport
Cellular component (GO): cytosol; cytoplasm; membrane
Molecular function (GO): ceramide 1-phosphate binding; ceramide 1-phosphate transfer activity
Source: RefSeq, a predicted model, not a curated record